GUCAGGCCCAGAGCUGGUCCGUCCGUCGUCCGGCCGACUCGAGGCACCAGAGCCGCGGAUUUUGCGCGAGAUAUAGAAGCAUAAACACACAUACACGGUUCUCGCACACGUACGUAAGCACGCAGCCAGCCAGUCAUCGAGGACCUCGCACGCACGCACGCGGUGUCCCGCGUGGACAGCAGACGAACAGAUAGAGCGAGCGAGAGAGAUAGAGAGAGAGAGAAAGAGUCUGAGAGUCGUUCAACAGCACACGUGCUCACACUAUCGGUGGGUGCGUGGGUGUGUGUGCAUUUGUGCAUCGCUCGGUGGUCCGAAGUAAGAAAAAAAAAGGAAAAAGAAAAAAAAACGGAAAAAAAAGUUCAGUGUGUGAGACGAAGAAUACAGUGUGGAACAGAAAACGAGCCGUGUAGGGGCCACGUGCCGUUUGGAGAAACUCGAAAGAAGUGCGCGGGAUGGAUCGAGUGUGUUACUACUGGCCGAGUUGAGCCGCGUUUCUUUUCCGCAUGCGAUCGUUCAGGAAGUGGAUUAACGGGCGCGGGGAGGUGCGGCUCCCUGACAAGUGUCGAUGGUGAAGUACAUCAGUGAAUCGGUUAACCAGCGAGCGGAGUUACCGAGCGCGGAACCGAUCCGGUCCACGCCGAUGCGCGGCCCGAUGACGUGUCCGCCCGUUUGAGCCAGUAUUUCGCCCGCGGGAACCGCAGCCGAUCCGGAAGAUCGCCGUAAGCACAGGGAAUCAACAGGCAAUAAGGCAUGUCACGGAGAAAGCAAGCCCGACCAAGCCGUGCCCACCUCGAGGAGGAUCUUGUCCAGCAGCCACCUCUGCUGCUCAAUGCCGUGGGAAACUUGAACGAGACCCGAGAGGAAAAUGACUUUACGUCGGAUGGUGAAGAAAGUGCUGGCGGAGGGGGUGGAGGAGACGAAGCCGUGGAUCUCACGGCAUCCAGGUCACAUCAGGGUGACGAGGACGACAAGGAUCAAGAUGAUGCUCUGGAGGAGGAUGAAGAGGAAGGUGUUGACGAGCAGGACGAGCAGGAAGACGACGAGGAAGGGUCACGGAAGCAGAUGCGUCACAGACAGGAUGCGGAGAACAACAACAACUUCGUGGAGGGUGGUACACCCGCUAGUCUGUUCCCACCUGCUGGAACUAGUCACGUCACCCUGGAAGCACUGCAGAACACGAAGGUGGCGGUCGCUCAGUUCGCAGCGACGGCUUUGGCCGGUGGCGCGGACAGCGAGGCGGCUCUGCAAGAUCUGGCACUGUUGCAGAGCACCCUGUACACUCUUCAGCAUCAGCAGGUGUUCCAAUUGCAGUUGAUCAGUCAGCUACAGCAACAACUGUCCAUCACCCAUAGUCAGUCGGCGCAGCCGCAAGGUACGCCCGAACCAUCGGACAGUAAGGAAAUAUCUCCGUCUCCCUUGAUCCAGCCUAAACCUCUGUCGAGUCUGACGUCACCUCCUUCGUCGCGUCCGCCGAGUCACCAAGAAACCUCGCCAGCUCCGAUGACGCCGAAUCUCGGUCAGGAACGGCCAACGCCGACCAACAGUGCUUCUCCGUUAAGUAUACCGUUGGCUUCGUCGAACGCGACGGGCACAACCGUCGCCGUCGCCGCCGCCGCCGCCACCAGCAGUAGUAGUCAAGUGCCAAUUGCCCAUCAAAUGCCGCCGCUCUGCUCCAUCAGCUCUUCCCUAGCCUCGUCAAUAAUAACUAACACCGAUCCACCUCCGCUACACGAACCAAACACGCUGGAGAUGCUGCAGAAGAGAGCGCAAGAAGUACUGGACAACGCCAGCCAGGGUCUGCUGGCUAACAACCUGGCCGACGAACUUGCGUUCAGAGGGGGCAAAGGCUCCCGUCUCUCUCCGUACGAUUCAAAGUCCGGUAGCGGUCGCGGGGAGCCGUUCUUCAAGCACCGAUGCCGUUAUUGCGGCAAGGUGUUCGGCAGCGACUCGGCGCUUCAGAUCCACAUACGAUCGCACACAGGUGAGCGACCCUUUAAAUGCAACGUCUGCGGCAGCCGCUUCACCACGAAAGGGAACCUGAAGGUCCACUUCCAGAGGCAUACGGCCAAGUUUCCACAUGUUAAGAUGAACCCGAAUCCCGUUCCGGAACACCUGGACAAGUACCACCCACCCUUGCUACAGCAAAUCGCGUCUGGUCAAAGACCGAUGCCGUCCCCGCCGCCACCACCACCUUCUCACCAUCCCUCUUUUCACCCGGCGGCGGCGCACGGUUUUUUACCUCCUCAGCCGCCCCUGCCACUCAGUUUAGCCCUGCCCGGUAUGCAACCUCUGUACAGAUCACCAGUUGUCGCUCAUCGGGACGAUCAGGACGUGCCGGAGAACCUGAGUAAGCCUGUUACCACUGCCCCGACCACGUCCCCACAUUCCCCCGCGGUUGUGUCGAACUCUCGUCAUUCCUUUCACGACAAUCACCACCACCACCACCACCACCAACAACAACAACAACAUCAAAAGCAGCAGCUCGAACAGAGGGACGAGAUCAAGCUUGAGCAACGAUCACCUAUGCAGGAGCAGUACCAACAGCAUCCACAGCAUCAACAACGUCCCACCAGUCAAGAAGCCACCACCGGGAGGAUAACACCGAAGAAGGAACCGGAAGAGGCGGAGGAGCCGACGGAAGAAGAAAGCGAAGAUUUCGAGGAAACGACCAGACGGUAUUUAAAUUCACCCCAAUCGUCGGUUAAUCCACCCUCUCAGCCGCAGACCUACGAAGACUGUAGUAUGGACAGCAAAAUCAGUGGCCGAUUGGAAGGGGACGGCGACAUGGAAGUUGACGAGGAGAUCGAGGAACAACCUGAAAAUUUGUCCGGUCGUGGGACGAUUAAUCGGUUGCCUCAGCAUAUCGUUGCGUACCCUGGUGCUUCUCCUGCCAGCAGUAGCGCGAGCAGUGGAAGUCUUCAAACCUCCUUCGCGGGAAUUCUGUUUCCAGGACCACCUGCCCAUCAUCAAAUACCACAUCAUCCUGCCUCGACAACUGUAAACGCGUCCGCAGUCUCGGCCAGCGACAUGAUCGACCCGGCCAAGGAUCCAGCCAUCUACUCCAGCCUCUUACCACGGCCGGGCAGCAACGACAACUCUUGGGAGAGUUUGAUCGAGAUCACCAAGACCUCGGAGACGUCGAAGCUGCAGCAGUUGGUCGACAAUAUCGAGCACAAACUGACCGACCCGAACCAGUGCGUGAUCUGCCAUAGGGUGCUCUCCUGCAAAAGUGCAUUACAGAUGCACUAUAGGACCCACACCGGUGAACGUCCGUUCAAGUGCAAGAUUUGCGGUCGAGCAUUUACCACUAAGGGCAACUUGAAAACUCAUAUGGGCGUGCACAGGGCGAAACCACCGCUCAGGGUACUGCAUCAAUGUCCCGUGUGCCACAAGAAAUUCACGAACGCGCUUGUUCUGCAGCAACACAUACGUCUGCACACCGGCGAGCCAACGGAAUUGAGCCCGGAACAAAUUCAAGCCGGCGAGGUGAACGAAUUCCCACCGGGUUAUCCGCACCAUCCUCUCGCCUCGUUCCUCCCGCAGGCCUUUCCACCGAUUCAUCCGGCAGGACCGGGCUUUCCGUUAGGCUUUCCACCGAGCCGGCAACAAACGAUGGAACGGCAGCCUCAGGAUAAUGAUGUAGACAUCAAAGAGGAGUCGCAACAACACCGAGAGCAGCAACAACAGCAACAGCAACAGAGGUACAUUGAAGAGCAGAGCGAAGAGGUGGAGGAGCAAGAAGACGAGGAAGAGGACCGCAGGGACGACGACGAGAGGUGCGGCAUGAACCGCGAUAAUCGAGGUGAUGCGGAACAGGAGGACGAGCAAGAUCGCGAGAGCGAAGAUAACGAGCACAAGGAUCCUCCUUUGCCCAAUUUUUCCACCUCCCUAGCUGCUCUCGAGAACCAAGUGCGAACGAUAACGACCACGGCCACGUCGGGCUUAGGAAACGCGGCUAGGUCGCCGCCUUUUCACCGGUACAACGGCAGCGAAAAGAGUAACAGUCCGCCAAAUGCUGGUGCCCCUUUAGACUUGACACCCCGAGCAUCGUCGACGCCAGCCUCGGUAGCAUCGGUACCAACGCCGCCACCGCAGCUCACGCACCAUCCACACCCGUUCGGCAUGUUCGCAGGCCUUCUACAAGCGGUCUCUUCCUCACCGUCUACCAGCAGCAUAGGAACCAGCAGCAUAAAUAGCGUCAGUUCGAUGAACGCUGUGACUGCCGGUUCAGGCGCGGCUGGGCCCCUGGCGUCCCUCACCACGUCAGCCGUGUUGGCUGCCACCUCGACCUACAACCCGCUCGGCCUGGCUGUCGGAGGGCCAGCAGUGCGUGGAAACACCACGUGUAACAUCUGCUACAAGACAUUUGCGUGCAACUCUGCGCUGGAGAUCCAUUACCGGAGCCACACGAAGGAGCGACCUUUCAAAUGCACUAUAUGCGACAGAGGCUUUUCCACAAAGAACGAUGGUUCCGGGCAGCAAGCAUGCAUCUGCGCGUCCCAACCGUUGCCCGCUAACAGUUCGAUCACUUCACCCGAUCCUCAGUGCGCCAGUAGUCGAGAAAAAGCGAAACGCAGGCGGCGGCGGCGACCUGAGGAGCGGAAGAGCCGGGGGCGGAAAGGAGCCGGAGGGGGGCGGGGGUUGACGCCUGUCUAUCCUGCCAUCCGCCUACCCCCGCUGAUGUCACCCGCCCUCGGACUUCUACCCUCGGCGCACAGCCUCCUGGGCAAUAUGAAGCAGCACAUGCUGACCCACAAGAUCCGUGACAUGCCGCCCCAUCUGUUCGGCGAUUCAAAGCAACAGCAUCAGCAGCAACCCCAAGACCACGAAAGCUCGAGAAGUCCUAUGUGCACCGACGAUUCCAGUCUACCUCCACCUCCGCCGCCUCCGCCACCACCUCCACCGAUGCCUCCAACUUCAAUGGAGCAAGCCAUUUCGGUGAAGAGAUCCCCGUCCGAAGGGGACCUUCCAGCACCAAAGAGACCAGCCAGCGUGCCGAGCAAGCACUUGUGCCAGAUAUGCAAUAAGAAUUUCUCCUCAUCUUCGGCGCUCCAGAUCCAUAUGAGAACUCACACGGGCGACAAACCGUUCCGAUGCACCGUCUGCCAGAAGGCCUUCACCACCAAGGGCAAUCUCAAGGUGCACAUGGGCACUCAUAUGUGGACCAACGGAGCCUCUCGUCGAGGUCGUCGAAUGUCGUUGGACCUACCUCCCCUUCCUAUCACGCCCAAGGAUUCGGAGUUCCUCCAACGACGGCCGGAUCUCUUCUACCCUUAUCUACCCGCACCGUUCCUUAACGGCGUGCAGCAAAAACUGAACGAGAUCUCGGUGAUACAAAGUAACAACGGAUUACCUGGCCACUCGGUGGCCGCCGGCAAGUACGCAGGAUUGUUCGGCUCGGUGUACGCAGCCGGGGCUGGAUUUCCGUUGGACAAACAACAAAUGGCGGGGACCAACAACGGGCCCCUGAUCGACGGAAAAUCCUCGAUCCCAUCCGGGUCGAUGCUUUUCCAAACGCCAUCACCGUCCCACUCGCCCGGCACACCGUCGUCGAACGGUAGCAAUCAAAACACCGGCGGCGUUCCUCCAUGGACAGGUGAUGCUCUUCAACAUCAUUUCGAGAGAGAGGCUGCUACAAGACCGGAGAACAACUCCACACCACCCACGGCUCGACUUCCGCCUCCGCCAGCGGCAAGGGGUGAAGGAUUGGCCACGUGAAGCCCGACCGGUACAUAUCUUCCUUCUUCGAGGCUUCAUGCUUUCGGCAACUGAACUCCGUCCUGGCUGCUACAAAAAUAUAGAUAGACAGACAGAUAGACAGACAGACAGACGUUCAUGCAGGGCCGGGCAGUGUUUCAGUGCAUUUCGAGACAAAAUGGACCCGAACGUCCAACGACAUAUCCACCUGAUCCCCGGAAGAGCCAGCAGACACCAUGUUCCUAUUGUUACACUAGUCUUAAACACGUUAAAGAGGACCGAUGGGCCCGGCAGCUGAAGUCCCAACGUAAAUGGGUCUGACUUCCGGUCUACAGUACCCCGGCGACGUGAUUUCGCACGAGGGUCCGACGGAUGCGACGCCUAGACUGAGCCGUUUGGCCACAAGACACGUGGCGUCGCGACGUCCCGGCCCUUCAUACUCUGACCGUCCAUGCGCGACAGUGAUGGUCACCUCACUUAGGGUUUAUCGUAUAAUAUAAAUGUGUGUACAGGAUGUAUCGUGUAAUCGAAUGACCUUGAACAUCCCUCUACCCGCUGACAAAAAUCGCAUUUUAUCUUCAAAGGAUUUACGCUACGGUCAUUCUCGUAUCGGCUGCGUUUACGGAGAUGCUCGAGGUAUUGGCCUCACACGAUAUAUUCUGUACAGGGAAAUAUAAAUAUAUACAUAAAAAAAGAAGAUGAUAUAUAUAUAUUAUAAAUAUAUAAAUAUAUAAAUAUAAAAAUAUUAUAUCGGUGCGAAGGGGUAUGAGUGCGCGAGUUGUAUACACGUGCGAGUACAUGCGUCGCUUUCUUUUUUCAAGAAGGUCGUUUUUAGGAAUUUAAAAAAAAAAAAUGGCGGGCCCGGCAGCGCCCUCGCUGUGAUAUGAGAGGAGCAGCCUGCAAUCAUUUAAACCAAUGUACUUAUACUUUGUACCAUAGUAUUAUUAUUAUUUACACUCGAUGUACAGCACGCAGCCAGAAAACCGUGUCCCGUCGUUCUUUUCUAUGGAAAGACAGUCGACCUAGAUUUGUGUUCCCCCGAACCCCAUCGAUUAAAACUUCUCUAAACAAAUGAAACUAUAAUUCCGUUCAGAUUAAUCGUACGUAUGCAUACAUAUAUAUUUAUAUAAGGAAAGAAAGUUGUUAAUUCCUAUUUGGAUUGAUUUUUCGCGUCCGUCGAUUUCGCAGUGGUUCGGAUCAAUCAUGUUUUCAACGAACAUCACAGCACGUGAAUUCCACCAUUUUCACACACACACCCCCAUCCCCCCCAAUCCUCUCCUCCCACGUCGAUCACGUGACGCACGAUGUUCGGUAUUUAUUGUAUAAAACAAUUUGACAAUGUGAUAUUUCACUAUAUUAUUACGUUAGGAUGUAUAAAAUGAUUGGAAAAUUGACAAAUGCGUAACGCGAAUGUAGCGAAUGAAUAAUAAUAAACUCUCUGAUUGAUAGAAGUAAAGAUUCUUUGGGCGAGUCCAUCUUGAAAUUUUCGGAAAACUGUACAGACAUUCAACUUCUCGAUGAUUUAAUAUGUAACAAAAUAUUUACACGCGUGAUAAUUCAUAUUUUUAGAAAAAUGGCUGAUCAAGUGGCAUUUAUAUGUAUAAUUAACAUUAUUUCGUUUAUCACGCGAUUAAAUAUUAAUUAUAAUUGUCGAAAGGUUUGGACGACGCAUCGCACAUCACGUGAUCAUGAAACUUCUAACAACAAACUUAACCACUUAGCUCGUCGUUACAAAAAUUAACAGGUUGACUGCAUUUGUUAUUUACUAUUUUAUGUGAUUUAAUUAGAAAUUCAACCUUUUUUUCGUUUAAUUUUUAUAGCAGUCGAUGUGUUAAUCCAAAUGUUUAUCUUGAGCCGCCCUAGUGUUUGAGAAAAUGUUACUUUAUCAUUUUUCCAGAAUAGCUUCCCGUCAAACUUAAAUGGCGUACGAAUUAAAAAAGUAAUGUUAUUUUUAUUUUUGCAAACGCUAGGAGCAGUUCUGUUUAUCACAAACGCAUAAAAACAUUUUUUUUUUACUUACAGACGAACCACAUUCGCAUAAAAUUGACUAAACGUAAACGAUUUCAAAUUGUAUCAUGUUUUCCAAAAGAAACAAACAAAUUCAUAACCGAAUUCGAACACUUGAUUAACGUGCAUGCAUCGUGAAUUGUGCAAUUGAUCGCAUACAUUAAAUACUCGUGUAUAAUGGCUUACCUGUAUGUCCUUACGUUUAACCAUGAACUGCGAAGGGAGAAGAAGAAAGACAUGAAACGAUACGCGUGUAAAAAAAAAAAUGUAAAAAAUAACGAUAGCAACGUACGUGUGUCACAGUAGACACUUGCAUAAUUCAUUUGACUUUUCACUAGAUUAGAAUUAACGAGAACUCUCAUACAAAACACUGAAAAGAAAUGUCACCUGAUCCUAGUCUCGAUGGCGAUUUUUUACGAAUCAAAAAUUGUAAAGAAUGAUGGAAAAUGUCAGAACGCCAAUUUUUAAAAAUAUACAUAUAAAAGUAUAGAUCAUAGAAAA
Molecule: messenger RNA, 8205 nt
Organism: Osmia lignaria (orchard mason bee)
Lineage: Eukaryota; Metazoa; Arthropoda; Insecta; Hymenoptera; Megachilidae
Gene: salm
Product: spalt major
Biological process (GO): regulation of transcription by RNA polymerase II
Cellular component (GO): nucleus
Molecular function (GO): RNA polymerase II cis-regulatory region sequence-specific DNA binding; DNA-binding transcription factor activity, RNA polymerase II-specific
Source: RefSeq, a predicted model, not a curated record